AUGCUAUUUUAUACUAUUAUCUUCUCUCUUGAACCUUCCUACUCAGUACUCAGGUUUCUUCUUUUCUUCAUCACCACCACUCUCACCUCUACACGCGACAUAGAAAUUUUUUCAUUCGGUGCUCAGAGACAGACAAACAGGUGUUUAAAGAAGAACAAGAAAAAAAUGGAGUCAGAUCUUCAGCAGCAUCCCACUAUGUUUCUAGAUCAUCAAAAUCAUCACCAGCAGCAACAGAUGAAUACAGGGUUAACACGGUUUAAAUCUGCACCAAGUUCAUAUUUUUCGAAUAUAAUUGAUAAAGAGUUCUAUGAGCAUCUUUUUAACCGACCUUCAAGUCCUGAAACAGAACGUGUUUUUGCUCGGUUUAUGAAUAGUCUUAGUGGUAGUGGUAGUGGUAGUGGUGGCGGAGGUGAUGCUGAAAGUGCUUCUGCUACAGCUACAGCUACAGCUACACCUUCUGUUGCUGUAUCUGUAGCUGUAGCUGCUGGAGAUGAUUCACUGACUCAGAAUCUAGUAUCAACUGUUCAACAAGAACUUCUCCCUAUAGUUAAGGAAGAGAUUGAUCAACAAUCUCAAAUCAUGAUGGCAUCAAUGAAUAAUGAAACUGUGGAUCCUCAACAGAUUCAACGACAGCAAAGUAAUAUGAAUAGUUAUGGUUCCUCUGGUCCUCCGAAAUUUUACAAAAGCUCUGGAAGACCACCUUUGCCAAAUCAAAUGAAGACUGGUAGAGGAAGUUGUUCUAAUCUUAUUAGACAUGGUAGUUCACCUGCUGGAUUGUUUUCAAACAUUAACAUCGAAACUGGUUUUGCUGUUAUGAGAGGGAUUGGAACGAUUGGAGCUGCUAACAGCACUAGCAAAGAAGCAAAUUUUUCUCCUUCUGAGGUGCGGUUAAAGAAUGCUCCAAAAUACUUAUCGGUGUUAGGAGGUGAAAUCGGGAAUAGUAGCAUUCCACAAAAUAAUCUAGAAUCUGAAGGUUUUGCUGAAACCCGAGGUGACGAUUUCAUCCCGGGUUUCCCUUUAGGUUCUACAUGGGAGGAUACUGCAAUGAUAUCUGAUAAUAUUACCGGUCUGAAAAGAUACAGAGAUGAUGACGAUGUAAAACCGUUUUCUGCAGGUUUAAAUGCAGCUGAUACUAAGAUUGAAACAGGAGGCCAGACUCCUGCUGCUCCUUUGGCUCAUCAGACGAGUUUGCCUAAUACCACAGCGGAAUUGGCAGCCAUUGAGAAGUUUUUGCAGUUCUCCGAUUCUGUUCCGUGCAAAAUCCGUGCCAAGCGCGGCUGCGCCACUCACCCGAGAAGCAUUGCAGAAAGGGUUAGAAGAACUAAAAUUAGCGAGCGAAUGAGGAAACUACAAGAUCUGGUGCCAAACAUGGAUAAGCAAACAAACACAUCAGAUAUGUUGGACUUAGCUGUUGAGUACAUUAAAGACCUACAAAAGCAAGUUGAGACUCUUUCAGAAAAUCGAGCUAAGUGCACGUGUUCUCAUCGCCAAUAA
Molecule: messenger RNA, 1494 nt
Organism: Vicia faba (fava bean)
Lineage: Eukaryota; Viridiplantae; Streptophyta; Magnoliopsida; Fabales; Fabaceae
Source: the annotation of a GenBank genome assembly